Fusarium mangiferae is the source of this 1353-nucleotide messenger RNA. RefSeq lists its product as uncharacterized. Bases 1 to 1353 code for a protein of 450 amino acids. Gene Ontology annotation, cellular component: membrane. The record is from RefSeq and is a predicted model, not a curated record. Gene Ontology annotation, molecular function: transmembrane transporter activity. Gene Ontology annotation, biological process: transmembrane transport. The transcript is spliced from 3 exons. NCBI's taxonomy places the organism in Eukaryota, Fungi, Ascomycota, Sordariomycetes, Hypocreales, Nectriaceae.
AUGUCUCCAGUUCGCCGCGACAUCGGCCCUCUCCGCAUAAUCGCAAUCGGUUUCAACAUCCCCAACAGUUGGGUCGCCGUUGCAGCAAGUUUAUCCACCGCUCUCGCAGCCGGCGGUACAGUCAGUCUCAUCUACGGGACGUUCGUCUCAUGCGCCUUUUAUGCUUGUGCUGCUGUGACGCUCGCCGAAUUAGCCAGUGUAUACCCAACUGCUGGAGGCCAGUAUCAUUUCACCAGCAUCUUGGCUCCUGAAAGGUACAACCGCCAGUUUUCGUAUGUCUGCGGUAUGAUAUCAACGCUGUCAUGGACUAUUAAUGCUGCGAGCGUGGCCCUUAUUGGGAGUCAGUUGCUCGUUUCCUUUCCUCAGUUCUUUAACGGCUAUGAACCGGAGCGAUGGCAUUUGUUUCUCAUCUAUCAGGGACUGAACUUGUUUUCACUCUUUUAUAACUUGUUUCUUCUGAAGCGUACAAACUGGAUCCACGAUUGUGCUUUUGUCCUUACUCUGACAACUUUCUUCGUCACAUGCAUAACAUGCUUAUCUCGAAGCAAAAAACAAUCUUCAGAGUGGGUGUGGACAAACUUCGAUACCACGACUGGUUGGAAUGAUGGCGUUGCAUUUAUGACCAGCUUGGUGACGCCCUGUUACAUGUACGGCGGUCUUGACGCUGCCCUGCAUCUUGCUGAGGAGACCUUGAAUGCGUCGCAGACGGUCCCGCGCGCUCUCAUGGCAACAAUAGGCAUUGGCUUUCUCACAGCGUUCACAUUCGCUGUCUCCAUGGCGUACUGUGUCUCUGAUGUGGAAGGCCUCCUUACGGCUACAAUGCCCAUUUUUGAGCUUUGGCGUACCGCAACGCGAUCAGAUGCUGCUGGAGUGACUUUUCUCGUUUCGCUGACGGUCAUCGUUAUCUUUGUACUCAUCGCCAUCCAGCAAACGACAUCUCGCCUGAUAUGGGCAUUCGCCAAAGACCGUGGACUCUACCUCUCAAACCACCUCUCUCAACUCUCACCAAAGCUCAGGGAGAUCCCUUCCAACGCACUUAUCCUUAACACCGUGCUGGUGCUCUUUUGUGGGUGCUUGUUUUUGGCGUCGACUGCAGCCUUCAAUGCUCUUGUUGGCUCAUUCCUCCUCUUGCAAAUGAUUUCAUUUGCUUUACCGGCUGCCCUACUUAUCUACCAGAAGCGCAGCUCGACCUUUCUUCCUCAAUGCCGUGGUUUUCGAGUUCCGGAUCCUGUUGGAUGGAUUUGCAACUUUGGAACUAUUAUUGCGGCUGUUAUCGAACUUGUGUUCUUUGUGUUCCCCAGCUCCCUCCCCGUAUCAGCUUUGUCCAUGAGUAAGUCCCCUCGUGGCACUUAA